Molecule: messenger RNA, 3352 nt
Organism: Adelges cooleyi (spruce gall adelgid)
Lineage: Eukaryota; Metazoa; Arthropoda; Insecta; Hemiptera; Adelgidae
Exons: 8
Coding region: 189-1700 (503 amino acids)
Source: RefSeq, a predicted model, not a curated record
AUUAAAUUAUUGACAAACAGUAGACACUAGUCGCUACUCUAGUUAGCACUUAGCGUACGACGGUCGACAAGGUUUCCGUGUACUUUCUGAAAGUAUUUUAAUUAUUGUUAUUGUUUUAAAAUUCAUACUCGGAUACACAAUUUGUUUAGUUCUGGUCCGACAAUUUUAGUGUAUGUAUACUGUUCGUAAUGAACGAAAAGGUGUCUCUAAUUUUCGUGCUCAUUGCAGUUGUACAGUGGAGCUCUGCCGAGGUUUUAGGUAACAACUACAAGUUGCUGUUGAACAACAACAGUCCGGUGACUACUGGUUCUACGGUAACUGUGAACGCUACAGUUGUCGAUCAGAAAGGUGCGUGCGCUAGUGGAAAACUGACUUUCCGCUAUGAAGACGAUGCGUUCCCUGAACACAAAUAUUCAAUGCAAAUUAAAUCAUGUGAGGCUAUAUUUCAUGUGCCAUUCGACAAUAAAAACGGGCCGUCAACGUAUAGAUAUCAAAUAGAUGUUCUACAAGAACUUAUGCCUUUCAUAAACUAUCCUAUCGCUAAUGGCCGCGGAGACUUGAUUGUAACUGAAAAUUUGAAUGGCCAACUCGAAUUGUUCCAAAACAAUACCCAAAUUAUCAAGAGCUCUACUCAAACUACUACUUAUAUAUCUUCAGCUUUCGAGACUUUACAAAAGAUUGAACUUAAUAAAGCUGAUUUUGAUUACCUAAAUAAAAGCGCUAACUCUACAGUAGUUCAUUGGUUUGUCGAUUGUGUGUACCAAGGAAACUCUACAGAUUACUCUUUUGCCACCAACUACACAGUGUCGGGAAUUCAGCAUGAUAUUCUUGGUAUUGUUGUGGCAACUAUUGGAAAUAAAACCACUCCAACUGAACCACCACCAGUAACGACGACUACAACAACUCCUCCAAAUACUAACAUUACAACUACAACACCACUUCCAUCCCUCAAAUCUCAUAUUAAUAUAUCUCAAAAUAUUGUAAAUAAUUCCACUUACAAUUCUGAAUGCAUCGAAAAAAAACCAUUUGAUUUACUAAUGUCUGUUGCUAAAGUUGAUGAAGAUCAAAAAUUUGGAUACUUCAGUGGCUCAAUUCUUGUUAAAGACCCGAUAGAAAAUUUUAGAUCUCAAGGUAAAGUUUGGAUUGAAGAAGGUGAUAUGUUUGAUCUACAGGUGAAUUGCAAUGGGUCGGGUCCUUUCCGGUAUUGUGCUCAUUACGUACAAGGAAUGUACAACGUGACCGGUAAUGAAUCUUGUUUGUUUGAAAGAAAUUUAUUGCAAUGCCAAAUGAAUUUCUUCCAUUUGUUCCGUGAACCUACUAAUUAUACAUUAGUUAUAAUUUUGGCCAAUGAUGUAUCAAAAGUUGUCACACCCAUUGGAAUCAAUAUUUACAAAGUAAAAAAACAACCGCAAAUAUCUGUCAUCGUUGUUCCUGUAACAUUCAGUUCAAUAGCUGUCAUUAUUAUUGUGUUUGGAAUCGCAUAUUAUUUCCAAAAUCGAUCGAGAUAUAUGGUAGAAGUUGCCGAUUUUGACUUUGCUAAUAACUCGGACAUGGAAUGUAAAACAUUCAGGGAGCGUUUACGAGAUGCCAUUAGUCAAGCUAUUAAUCGGACACAAGAUUAUUCUGAGUAUGAUGGUAGCGAAGAGCAAAUCGGCGGUUUAGCUACACCUCAGAAUCAAAAAUAUGGUAGUAUGCAAUGACCAAACAUGACAGUCGGCCCAAAUAAAUGUGACGUUUAACUAAAACUGUUGGGCUGAUUAAGAAGUAAACGAUAAGAGUAUGAUUCAAAAGGAGUUCCUUUAUAUAUUCCAGCUUAGUAACUAUUGAAUAUUUGUAGCCAUUCCAAAAAAGGUGAUUUUGUUGAAAUUUAGUCAUAACAUUUGUUUUUGCUAAAUUCAAAAAUCUCUGAUAGACAUCACAAGUUAAUUUCGAUAUAUUAAACAAAUAAACUGUCUUAAAUCGGCCAUCUUAUUUUUAUCCUUACCUUUAGUCAUUACUGUUACAAAUAUGUGUAAGUGUUAAGCUUUAUUUAUGUACAGAAACAUAGUAUGUUUAUGACAGUUUAAUUUAUUUUAUUUAUGCUGUUAAAUCAUUGGUAAGAUGAAUUAGACUUUGUAUACUUGAGAAAUUUUAUAGCUCAAUAUUAGCUUCAAUAUUUUGUUUUUACUUUUAUAUUUUUUAUUUUAAUUUAAUUUUAUGAUAUUGCUAAUUUGUUUUUAACUGGCUUAACUAUAGCUAGUAUUACACAUUUCAUAUAAUUUUUUAAAAACAAAUUGACCAUAGCAUACUGUAUUCUUUUCAGCUUUAUUAUUAAUUAUUAAAUAUAAUAUAUUUUUUUUAUACUAUACAACUUAAUAUAUUUUCUAUGUUACUUUUGAAGUGCUUUGCAUAAAACUACUAUUGUGCAAUACUUUAAUAUCCUUUUUUACUCAAAUGCAGUAUCAAAAUCUAAUAUUAACAUUUAAUUUAAAUUAUUUUCACUUUACUGUUUUUUUUUUCAUAAUUCCCAAAAAUUCUAAAAAAACAUAAAUCAUCAAGCACAAAACUUAUUACAAUAAUUUAUAUGAUUUUUAUAAUAAAUGAUCGUUUUCUUUAACAACUAUUAAAUUAUGUGCCAACGCAAUUAGUAAGGACAAUAUGCCACAUUGGCAAAGACAAUACUACAAAUUGUUAUACUUCUUUAUUCCUAAUUUUUUUAACAAUUUUACUAUAUUAUAUAGUUGUUUUUAAUUAUGUUGUGAUUCAUAAUGCAGAGUGUUGAAUGUUGAUGUAUUGUUUUUACACGGAAUGUGUAUGGAUAACUAUUAGGUUUGUUAUGAAAGAAACCUAUUUACGUUAAGCAUUCAAAAAGCUCAAACAUUUUUAUUUUCCCAUAUAUUUAUAAAUUUGUUUUAAUUGGAAGGAUUUCUUAUUUACCAAAUUUUAACAUUCAGUAUUUAUGAGCAUAUCUAACAACAAUAUUUUUACAAAAUCUUUUUGUGACAUGUGACUUUGCAUUUCCAAAGUAUAGUUUUAAAAAUAGUUUAGAAGAAUUCGAGUGCUGUAUUAUAUUUUGCAAACAAUGUUUUAGAAAGCUCCGAAAUGGAAUACCUCAUUUAUAAUACUGAUCAAUAUAUUGUUGAUGUAAUACUUCAGUGGUGAUUUUCACCCGAUAAAAUAUAUAACUGCAAUAACCUUUACUUUAUUUAUUAAUAACAAUAGUGAACUACAUUUAUAUAUAUUAUUAUUAUAUUGAUAUUAUUAUUGUUUAACCUUGUAAAUAGAUAAUAUUUGUACAGUGAAAUAUUUAAUUAUGUCCAAUUUAUACACUUAAUUAUUAGUAUUAAAAAAUUAUAAUCGCAAGAUUUAGUGA